Trematomus bernacchii (emerald rockcod) is the source of this 2131-nucleotide messenger RNA. It is a transcript of the gene pdzk1, whose product is annotated as PDZ domain containing 1. Gene Ontology annotation, cellular component: apical plasma membrane. Bases 134 to 1666 code for a protein of 510 amino acids. The record is from RefSeq and is a predicted model, not a curated record. The transcript is spliced from 8 exons. Gene Ontology annotation, molecular function: protein-membrane adaptor activity; protein binding. Lineage: Eukaryota; Metazoa; Chordata; Actinopteri; Perciformes; Nototheniidae. Gene Ontology annotation, biological process: protein localization to plasma membrane.
AGGAGGAGGAGGAGGAGGAGGAGGAGGAGUUGGAGUUGGAGGAAGACAGGUUAAAGAAACAUUAGUUUACAGCCAAGCAGUGACAGGUGAGCUCCUCCUUUGCACUGGGACACUGAUCAGAGACGAGCUGGACAUGGCCGGGUACAAGCCGAGUGUGAUAUGUCUGACCAAGAGGCAGGGUCAUACAUUUGGCUUCUACUUGAGGGUGGAGCAUGGUGAGGAGGGGCACCUGAUCCGCUGCCUGGAAAUGGGAGGUCCAGCUGAACUGGCCGGCAUGAAAGAUGGAGGUCGCAUCCUGCGGGUCAAUGGAACAUUUGUUGAUGAACUGCCCCAUUCAGACGUGGUGGACAUGGUGAGAAACAGCGGACCAACAGUCACAUUCCACAUCCUGGAUGAAGCCUCCUAUGUGCAAGCUAAGGCACAGGAAGUGAACCUGUCCGACCCUCAGAGCACACCAGUGGCCAAUGGGGUUUCCAAACAGGAUCUAAAACCCAAACUGUGCUACCUGGUGAAGUCCAGCUCAGGCUAUGGGUUUUCCCUUCGGUCAGAAAAAAGUGAGCCGGGUCUGUUCAUGACAGAGGUGAUGCAAGGAAGUGUGGCUGACAGGGCGGGGGUCAACGUCAAAGACCGCCUGCUGGAGGUCAACGGGGAGAGUGUGGAAGGCGCCACACACGAGCAAGUAGUGGAGAAGAUCAAGCUGUCCGGCGGCAGCAUCAUGUUCCUGCUGGUGGACGAGGAAACAGACAGGCAAUACCAGAACAAGAAGAUAGGAGCGUGGUUAGCCACAGCCAAGCACCUCCCACACCAACCACGCAUCGCCGACAUCACCAAAGGACCGGAUGGCUAUGGCUUCCUGCUCAAGGAGGACAUCAACCAAAAAUGCCACUUCCUGAGGGACAUAGACAGAGACAGCCCAGCAGAGAGGGCAGGUGUGAAGGAAAUGGACCGACUAGUAGCUGUGGACGGCAAGGAGGUGGAAGAAUGCAACCAUGGGCAGGUGGUGGACAUGAUCAGGCAGAGUGGAAACAAAUGCUGCUUUCUAGUGGUGGAUAAAGACACAGACCAAAUGUAUAAGCAGGGGAAAGUGUCUCCUAUGCUCUUCUUGGAGGAAACGAGAGAUUCAAGCUCACCUCCGAGUUACAGAGAAGCCCUGAAUUUACCUGCUCCUGUGCGGCCAUCCACACCUGUUCAGGCGAAGGACGAGGAGCUCAAGCCUAAACUGUGUAGGAUGGAGAAAACCCCGUCUGGCUACGGCUUCCACCUGAACGGCAUCGUGGGGGUGUCUGGACAAUUCAUCAAGGAUGUGGUUGGCGGUGGAGCGGCUGACAGGGCGGGUCUGCAGGAGGACGACAUGGUGGUGGAGGUGAACGGAGAGAAUGUGGAGCAGAGCAGCCACGACGAGGUGGUGGCACUGAUCCGCAGCAGUGGCAGCUCUCUGGAGAUGCUGCUGGCUAACAAGAGCGUCUAUGACCAACUCAAAGCUAAAGGAGUGUCCAUCACACGCCUGCUCCUCGGGGAAACUUCUUAUGCCCAGGUCCACACUGCAGACACUCCAGAGGAGGAAGAGAAACAUGAAGAGAAGGCCAGACCUGAGAGCCCACCUGAACAAGAACGAGAGAGGGCUAUAUCAUCUUCAUCUCAAGACAGUCUCGAUGAGAAACUCUGAGAAGCCACCAAAAGGACACGCUCUCCGAUUUGUCAAUCUAAUGUUGAUCCAUCGUUGUUUUAAACAAUCAACUCUAGGGGCUUCACACAUUGAUAUUACAGAAGGACAGUAAAGACUUUUGAAAUUCAUCGUCAAUAUCUCAACCAUGUAAAAAGUGUUCUUGAAUACCUUUUGUUCUUCCCAUGAUGCGAAUAGUAGAUCUAGCAUUUUUGUUAUUGAGCAUGUGCAAUGAUCUUACUAACGAGUCAUGUCUGGCAAAACUUAUGUUACCAAGAUAUCUAAGCUAACAAUAUUGCCAGAAAACACUCUGGCGUUUAAUGUAUUAUUUUCUCUGUGCAAAGAUCUGCCUUUAUUAAUUUAAUGUCGAAAUAAUUAAACAUUAUUGUUUUCCGAGUUCUACAAUUAAAUUAAAUGAAUUACAAUUUCCAUGAACACAAAUAAAUGAACACAAACUAUGUGAAUUAA